ACAAACAGGCAGAGGUCAAARAAUCCACACCCAUCACUUCAGGUCCUAUGCCUGAGAAGAUGAGAUCAAUGCCCAAGAAGUCUGCAGACUCAGAACGGAAUCCUUGCACUGCCGUUCUGUGCCAACCCUACAGGGASAGGGUGAUCCACCUGCUUGCUCUGAGGAAUUACAAGAAGCCAGAGUUGCUUGCUBGCUUGCAGAGAGAUGGAAUCAGGCAGAAGGACAAGGGCACUCUUGGAAAGAUCCUUCAGCAGGUAGCCAGCCUGAACCCAAGGGAUAAUUCCUUCCGUCUGAAGGAACAUCUGUUUGAAACCCUUCAGAAUGACUGGYCUGGCUACACUGAAGAAGACAGACAGAAUUUGAAGUUAAUACUUUCUAGAAAAUCAGAUCCAUCGGAGAAUAUCACCAGUACCAGCCAAUCAUCAUCUCCGAGACUUUCUGAAAGAGAUGCUCCACCAAAACCUGCUCAGAAACGGCCUCUGGCUUCUGAUUUUACCAGUCCUGUGACCAGCAAGAAGCAGAGAAUUGCUCACCAGCUCAGUCAUGUCCAGCCAGCUGCUGGUGGAAAAACAAAAGAGACGUCCAUUGCCUCCACAUGCUCUGCAAUAAACAACGAACCAGACUACUUCAGGAAAUACAUAGCCAUAGUCUCCUUGGAGCAGCGCCAGAGCUACAAGGAUGACUUCAAUACAGAAUAUGAGGAAUACAGGAAUUUACAUGUCCUGAUAGACAAGAUCACCGAGAAUUUCUGACAGUUUGGUGAGCAGUGGAAGUCCCUGACUCCAGGCUCUGAAGCCCAUCAGAUGCUGCUUCAUCGAAUCCAAGCAGAAUAUCAAGAGUUACAACAGGGUAGUCCCAGCUACUCUGAAGUGAAGAACAGGUGUCAGUAUCUCCACAAAAAGCUGUCACAUAUUCAGAGACGAAUAUCUGAAUAUGACCGACAACAUGUGGAGUCCUGGCAGCAGACAUCUGCUUCAGCCCAUUGA
Molecule: messenger RNA, 986 nt
Organism: Malurus melanocephalus (red-backed fairy wren)
Lineage: Eukaryota; Metazoa; Chordata; Aves; Passeriformes; Maluridae
Product: RNA polymerase II elongation factor ELL2-like
Exons: 8
Biological process (GO): positive regulation of transcription elongation by RNA polymerase II; snRNA transcription by RNA polymerase II; transcription elongation by RNA polymerase II
Cellular component (GO): transcription elongation factor complex
Molecular function (GO): cis-regulatory region sequence-specific DNA binding
Source: RefSeq, a predicted model, not a curated record